UCACACACUCAGCUAAAAAUAGCCUGUAACGGAUUUUCCCAGAAAGACGUUAAAAAUAUAAAAUUAUAAAAUAUAAUUCCUUCCGCAGUUUCAAUCAAGGGAUUGUUGGGGGUUUUUUUUGAUGAUUAAAACAUAAUCAAGACUUGGACUCUGUCUAAAUGAACUUGACAAAAAAUAUAUAACAAUAACAAAAAGUUGAAUCACAGUUGUCAAAGUUCUUGCAAUUGACAGUUUCAUGGUGUAAAACAUCUUACACUAGACAUUUAAAAAAAAAUAGUGCUAAAUCAAAAGAUAUAUUGUUAUGAUAAUUUGAGUUUUGGUAUGGUAUAGUUUAGAGCUGAAUGCAAUACAAUUGAGACUAACUGAGUUGACCAUUUAAGGUACCUGUGUUACAGUUUUGAUUUCUAAUAAUGGAUAGCAAAAAAUUUCUAUUCGAAGCUGAGCUGGUGAAUUAUGUCAAGAUCGAUGUUGUAUUACCUGAUGGACAAAAGGAAAAAGCCACGUUGAAUUUUGAAAAUACAAUAAAACAGGAAAAGGAAAUGAUUCUGGAAAGAAAUAAAUUACGCUAUGCAGACAUAUAUGUCAUGGUUUUGAUGGGGGCUCACAACAGCCGUACGAUUCUUGAUGACAAUCGUCUUGUCUCCCAUUAUGCUAAUCUACUGGCCACCGGAAGUGAGCCAUAUUUGGAGAUUGCAAAAAACAGCUCUGAAUUAGAGAGACCACCCAGACCAGUUAACCCUGCACAGUUUGGCAUCACACUAAAGUAAUUUAAAUAUGUCAAACAGAAAUACAAUGUAUAUAUAAUAUGUGGAAUCGAGUUUAUAUAUUUUUAAAGCUUCUAAAAGUAAUAUUAAGUGUUAUACAUUUCUGAAACAUUUUAUGAUGCAGAGUAAUGAUAAUAUAGAGGUCAGCACAAUGGAACAAAUAGACGAGUGGUGUCCUAACAUUUUUGACUUAUAUAACCAACCUAUUCACAUGCGUAGGCUUACAUCUGACUUAUAUAACCAACCUAUUCACAUGUAGGCUUACAUCUGCAUCGUCUGCAAAAAAAAAAAAUAUUUUCAAGGCCAUUGCAACUGCAUCUUCAACAGCUUCAGCUAGCUCUGUGGGCAGAUAUUUGGGGGAGACAGCACUAAAUCAAGUGACAGAUAAGGUCAAUGGGUCAUAGUUUGGGCAGCACUAAUAUAUAUAUAUAUAUAUAUAUUAUGUAUAUAAGCCAACUUAUUUGUAAUUUAUCAUUGUAAGUUACUCUCUUAUUGUUAAUUGACUGUUUUGUUUUUUCAAUGAGAACAUUUAUAACGCCCUUAAAAGACAAACAAAAAAUUGAAUGAGAAACUAAAACAAAUUUGCAUUUAUAACUGUUUUGGAAUAAAGCCUAAUAAAACUGUCACGCGAUUCUAGGUUAUCUGCAUCAAUCUUGAUUAGAGAAUAUAAAUGUUUUAUUUUGUAAAGAAAAAAAAAUAAAUUCGAUUUUGAAAUUAA
Biomphalaria glabrata is the source of this 1482-nucleotide messenger RNA. RefSeq lists its product as uncharacterized. Lineage: Eukaryota; Metazoa; Mollusca; Gastropoda; Planorbidae. The record is from RefSeq and is a predicted model, not a curated record. Bases 411 to 767 code for a protein of 118 amino acids. The transcript has 6 exons.